Molecule: messenger RNA, 636 nt
Organism: Pistacia vera
Lineage: Eukaryota; Viridiplantae; Streptophyta; Magnoliopsida; Sapindales; Anacardiaceae
Product: pseudo histidine-containing phosphotransfer protein 6
Exons: 5
Coding region: 95-565 (156 amino acids)
Biological process (GO): phosphorelay signal transduction system; phosphorylation; cytokinin-activated signaling pathway
Cellular component (GO): nucleus; cytoplasm
Molecular function (GO): histidine phosphotransfer kinase activity; protein histidine kinase binding
Source: RefSeq, a predicted model, not a curated record
ACCCCGAAACCAGUGAAACUAUCCACCAAAAUCUUCUAAGUCUUAACCCUUUGAUCGAACCAAUUGACCAGCCAAAACGGGUCUACCGUUGUGGAUGCUCGGGUUGGGUGCGGAUCGGUUACGAGCCGAUAUGAAUCGUUUGCUAGCAUUACUCUUCCAUCAGGGAGUGUUAGACGAGCAAUUCUUGCAACUCCAGCAACUUCAAGAUGAGAGCUCCCCAAACUUUGUAUCUGAAGUUGUCAACAUUUACUUUCAUGAGUCUGAAAAGCUCUUGAGAAAUCUCAGAUCAAUAUUGAUGGAUAAAGAGUUCUCGGACUACAAGAAAAUGGGAAUUCAUUUGAAUCAGAUGAUGGGUAGCAGCUCUAGCAUAGGUGCAAAAAGAGUCAGAAACGUUUGUGUUGCGUUUCGAGCCGCUUCUGAACACAACAACCGUGCUGGGUGUCUGAGAGCAUUGGAGCUGCUGGAACACGAGUACUGUUACUUAAAGAACAAAUUACACGAACUGUUUCAGAUAGAGCAACAGAGAAUACUGGCAGCUGGAGUUAGAUAUCCAAUGCAUUUGUAAAACAACAAAGCCAUAAAUGGGUUAUUGGGUUCCACUUUCUUCCAGGUUUUUGCAAGUCAUUGGCAUGGCAG